UGCUCAUGGGCAUCCCGGACCUUGCACCUGCUCUGGUACCCCACGCAUCGUACCUCUGCUAUUGGCUUGCAGUACGCUCGUCGUCGCCAUGGCUCAGAAAACCAACAGUGCCGCUGCUCAGGCCAACGCCCUAAAGAGGAAGUAUGCCAAUGAUUACCCCAAACAGGUCUGGUACUUGGUGGCUUGCUUCCUUUUCACCAUCUCGCUUUGCCAAUUCGGCUCCUGGGUGGUCUCAAGGCUCUCGUCGAAGAAGCGGUCUUCCUCGAAUACAGAUGCCGAAGCUGGUGCUAGUAUUCCUCCGAAGCGUUUUUCGAUCCGCAAUCUACCUGCGGCCAUCGUCAACACGUAUCGUGUAAUGGCCUUCCGCUGGACGCUCGAGCUCGGUAGCUCAUACACCUUGAACCUCGCCGAAGUGUUUGUCACAUGCGGAUACAUCAUUGCUCUCUUCGUAUGGGAGUUCGUUAACACCACGGAUCCGACGACGGGACAGAAAUUCUCCUUGAGUUGGUACGGCAACAGGGCCGGUAACAUCGCUUCGGCUCAACUGACUCUGGUAACGGCUCUCGGGUGCAAGAACAACGUUGUGUCUUACAUCACGGGAAUCAGUUAUGAUAAGUUGAACUAUGUGCACCGAAUGACGGCCCGAGUUUGCUUCGUCAUGCUUUGGGUGCACACGGCGAACUGGCUGACAGCGGCGUCAUGGUCAGAGUUCGACAGGACAAUCUGGUUCCUUCCGAUCGGUAUGACCGCGAUGGUGGCAUUCUCAAUUCUCAUUGUUUUCUCCAUUCGACCCGUUCGAGAUAAGGCAUACGAGUUCUUCUUCAUAACUCAUUUCCUGAUGGUCUUCAUCUUCCUUCUAGGCGGAUAUUUCCAUGCAUGGAAAGAGAGGAAGGGCUCGUACAUCUGGCCGAGUUUCCUCAUCUGGGGCCUUGAUCGCUUCAUCCGAUUCAUGCGCAUGGUCGUCUUCAACCAUCUCUACUUUUCGUGGAGCAAGAAGAGGGCCCACUUUGAUGCGCAAGUCGAGCUCCUCUCCCCGAACUUCAUUCGCGUCCGGAUCGCACGCCCGCUGCACUUCCAUUGGAAAGCAGGGCAGACGGCGUAUCUCACCAUGCCGAGUGUCUCAUUCUUCCCCACCGAGUCACAUCCGUUCACGAUCGCCAGCGUCGAGACUCAGGAGGCUGCUCCGAUCACGGAGAAGCAGUUGAAGGGGGAUGCACCAUACUGGAGGGAGUUGGUGUUCUUGAUCAACGUAAGAGACGGUUUCACGAAGCGGCUGAAGAAGCGCGCCGAGAACAGUGGCAAGGCCAUGGCUCUCGUCGAUGGUCCUUAUGGGUUCACGCCUGAUCUGGACAACGACGACACUGUCGUGCUGGUAGCAGGUGGAUCUGGAGUCGCCUUCACGCUAUCGACAUUCUUGGGCUUGGUUGAGAAUGUCCGCACCGGGAAGAGCGCAUGCCGGAAGGUCGUCUGGAUCUGGGCUAUACGAGAAGCCACCCAUAUCGACUGGGUGUCAGAUGCCUUGAAGCAAGCACUCGAACUCGCCCCUCCACACCUGAACGUCAACAUCCUCAUUCAUGUAACGGCUGGCGAGCCACUGCCCGUCUCGAACCAACGGGCGUAUGACGAUGACUCCAUUCACGACGAUUCCGAGGGCAAGUUAAACGAGAAAAACAGCACGUCGAUCUCGUUGCUCGACUAUUCUUCCGUUCGACUGUGCUCUGGCCGGCCAGAUCUUCAAACGAUGCUCCGGGACGUGGUCGCCAUCUCGACAGGGCGCUUGUCCGUAACAGUGUGUGGGUCGCAAGCGGUUGCCCGAGCGUGUCGUAACGCUCUCCGGUUCCCUGUCUCCAGCCCAUCCAGCGUUGCGAAGGGAGGGCCGAGCGUAAUAUUGCACGUCGAGUCCUACGGUUAUGCAUAGAUCUUCUUCCGAGUCUUUAGAUCAACGACUGAAACGACCACAACGUCCAUUCGUUUUACUCCCUCACUCCAUGGUCGAACUCUCACAGCACGG
Laetiporus sulphureus 93-53 is the source of this 2011-nucleotide messenger RNA. Its product is annotated as iron reductase. Gene Ontology annotation, cellular component: plasma membrane. NCBI's taxonomy places the organism in Eukaryota, Fungi, Basidiomycota, Agaricomycetes, Polyporales, Laetiporaceae. The record is from RefSeq and is a predicted model, not a curated record. Bases 89 to 1918 code for a protein of 609 amino acids. Gene Ontology annotation, biological process: iron ion transport; intracellular iron ion homeostasis; copper ion import. The transcript is spliced from 11 exons. Gene Ontology annotation, molecular function: ferric-chelate reductase activity.